CGUGCACGCGCCAACUAUAACGAGUGAAUCUCGUAACGAGCGUCUUAUCGCGUUUCCUCGCGUCGCACUCCACGCGAAGACGUCGAUUAAUCGGCUCUUGCGCUUCUUUUCCCGCGACGCGCUGCAAUUCGCUCGUGACAGUUAUCCAAAGUAGUUUGAAGAAGUAUCGCGGGCGUAUUCGCCGUCUGCUUUCGUUGGCUCGGCAGAUCGCGUAUCCGACAGAAGCAGAAGCGACUGUCCACGGGAGAGGCAAAGAUGUGCGUGAGGUCGGUCUACGAACGGCUGCAGGCGUCGACGGCGCUGGAGAAGGAGGGCGCAGCCGCGCUGUCGGAGCCGCGCGGCGACGCAGGCGCACUUGGCCAGCUGUUCCGGCAGGCGCUGGGCGAGGGCGACGCCGUCCACCGGGCGCUCUGCAGCUGCGACCGGACUCGGCGCGAACACCAUGGGCCCCGGCUCGGUGGCGCGCUGCACCUGGCCGCCGAGCAGUCGCGCGCGCCGCUGGUCGAGCUGCUGCUGCGCCACGGCGCCGAGGCCAACGUCGCCGACCACCGCGGCCGCACGCCGCUGCACCUGGCCUUCGCCGGGCGGCCCGACCCGCCUGACCGCCACCGGCGCCGGCUGCGCGUGGUCGAGCUGCUGCUGGACGGCGGGGCCGACGUCGACGCUCGGGACCAUCGCGGCGACACGCCAUUGCACCGGCUGCUACACUCGAUGGAAGCCCAGCGACGGCCCGCAGCCCUGGCGAGGCUCUCGCUCGACGAUGCCGCCCACGCGGAGAGCGCCAGCGCGCUGCUGGCCGCCGGGGCGGCGACCGACGCGCUCGACGGCCGCAGCCGCUCGCCGCUGCAGCUGGCCGUGCGCCUGCUCAGCCUGGGCAUGGUCGAGCUGCUGCUGGAGCACGGCGCGCGCGUCGCGCCGCUCCGCCUCGACGAGGUCGGCUUCUGCUACGCCGAGCACCUGGUGCCGAGCCUCGAGGCAACGAACAACCUGCUGAACAUCCUGGACAAGCUGUCGAGCCACGGACUGCCGCUGGAUGCACGGGACCACCUGGCCGUGCUCGGGUUCCUAGUCGGGAACCACGUCGGCUGCCGCUACGACCUGUGUGCGGACGGCAAUGCCGCGUACAAGCUGAACAACCUGCUGGAGCUGGGCACGGACGAGAACAUCGUCGCGGCCCUCGCCAAGCUGCCCCUGGACAUGUACGACGCGAGUUUCGAGGGUCAGUCGAUGAAGAAGCGUAUGGUGCAGCAGCUCUGCGAGCACGCCGUCAUUCUGGACAGAGGCGGCUUUUACGUGAGCAACGAGGUCCGCGAGGGCUUGAACUCCAAGAUCGCCAGCUUGGAGAGGUGCAUUCUGAAGGUGAUCGGGCCAUGCCGAAGGCCGAGCGCCCUUGAUCUGCUGCAGUUCGAGGCCGAGUUCCGAGCCAUGAGGGCUACGGCGCUGAACGCCAGCACCUCCCUGCACGACGUGCUGACGAUGAGUCCGCGAAAGCUCUAUUACUACAUCAAGAACUACGGCUACGAGGUCAGCCAGUCGAGCUCCGCCGAGAGUUAUCCGCGCUGCGGCGGAAUAAUCAGGGGCCACUUCGCCAAAAGCCUGGUCAGAAGGUACGUGACCAAGUCGUCAACCGAGUACUUCAGGCACUUGAUCGGCUUGCCUCUGCCGGAUCUCUGCUGCGACAGAAUUCUCGACUUCUUGGACAACGACAACCUGCUCAAUCUGUGCAUCGCAGCAGCCGAGCUCAAUUUUUAAAAAGCGGAAGAAUUGCAAUAGCGAACGCGCUUAAAUUCCACUUGCCGACGAAUUGUCUUUGCCAUUUUUUAGCGUUGGUUUGUAUGGGCUUGGUGGAUUUGACGAAUGAUCGCGUUCAUCUGAAAAGGCUGAUUUGUCCUAACUGCUGGAAUAACUUCGCUAAAGUAAAACUGAUAUAUUGUAUGCAGUAAUAUGCCGUGAUGGGAAAUUGACAACGAAUCUCUUUAAAAAACGAUGACGAUGUCGUGACUACGGUAGUGCGGCUGAUGAGAUAUUUUAAUAAUACGUAAUACAAACACGCACACGCACAUACACACUUACGCCAGUAAACUUAUUAUUUCGGCGAUUGUUUUCUUUCACCUUUUCACGAAUUUAAUGCUGUAUCAAAAAGAAAAUCUGUAUGAAAUUUUAUAUAAAAAAUAUAAUUUAUGUACUAUGUAUUGAAAG
Molecule: messenger RNA, 2199 nt
Organism: Phymastichus coffea
Lineage: Eukaryota; Metazoa; Arthropoda; Insecta; Hymenoptera; Eulophidae
Product: serine/threonine-protein phosphatase 6 regulatory ankyrin repeat subunit A-like
Exons: 3
Coding region: 256-1752 (498 amino acids)
Molecular function (GO): protein binding
Source: RefSeq, a predicted model, not a curated record